GCACGGAUCCUGCUCUCCAACAAGUUUGCACCAUCUUUCUUUUCUUUGCAAGAAGAAGAAAAGCAUCAGAGCCAGGUUGGAGGGAGAGAAGCCAGGAUCAUCCGCAAUUGGAGUUGUGUUGGAAAUGACCCCUCGGGACUCUCCCAGUGCCAUCCUGGGCGCUUGGGAGCUCCUCUUCCUCCUUGUUGCCCCUCUGUCCGGCCAGCUGUGCCCAGUCCCUUGCGAGUGCUCAGAACCAGCCCGCACCGUGAAGUGUGUCCAGAAAGAGCUGACUUCCAUCCCAGCUGGCAUUCCUGGAUAUACCCGCAACCUCUUCAUAAUCGGCAACCAGAUCGCCCACAUCGGCAGCCAGGAUUUCAAGGGGCUGCCAAAUUUGGUCACGCUCUCUCUGGCCAGCAAUAGGAUUAACACCAUAGAGUCACAGACCUUCUCUACUCUCCAGAGCCUGCGCUAUUUGGACCUGAGUCAUAAUCUUUUGGCUGCCAUCCACCCUAAUGCUUUCAAUGCUAGGAACAACUCCAUCCGAGAGCUGAACCUCAGCCACUCGCUAUGCAACUCCUCUGCCAUCCGCCCUGUGGCGAAUGCCCUGGCCCAGGGGGGCUUCCAGAACCUCUCCAGGCUGGAACUCCCCAGCAAUGAAAUUGUCUACUUGCCAGGCGGCAUGUUCUCCACCCUCCCCAAGCUCGAGCAUUUAGACUUGAGGAAUAAUUCCUUGGUGGACAUCAAGAACUCCACCUUUGUUGGCCUUGAUCUUAAGUACCUUGAUUUGACCUCAAAUUCCUUCAAGACCCUGAGGAGCGAAGCAUUGUCUGCCCUCAGGAGGCAAUCGCACCUCCGCCUCUUCCUGAGGGACAACCCGUUUGUCUGCAACUGCGACAUAGAAGACCUGGUGAACUGGCUGAACCAGAGCCGGCUGGUGGUGGAUGUGGAGAAGUUAGCUUGUGCCUUCCCACAGGAACUGAAAAAUGCCUCCCUGGUGGAAUUGGCUGGGGCAGAUCUGGAGUGCCACACCAGCCAGCAUGGCGAAAAUGUUCUUCAGACAUCCUACGCCGCUUUAGGUGCAGUCCUAGGAGUCAUUGGUGUCAUCUUCCUCUUUGUGCUUUACUUGAACCGUAAGGGUAUCAAGACAUGGAUGAACAGCAUGAGGGAUACCUGCCAGAGUCUGAUGGAGGAGUAUCAGUAUCGCUACGAAAUAGACUCUGAUCGCCACAUCACGCAGGUUUCGGCACUGGAUGUAUAAUGCUGUUGAUAACUUGGGGGGGGGGGGGCUUUCCAAUGUUCCUUUGCUGUGUCUAUCAGGCACCCUGAACUGAUGCCACCCAUAGUUUUUGGAAGUGGGCUGUUUAGAAAUGCUUUCUCUGCCGUUGAAAACCCAAGCCAAUUAAGACGGAGGGACCUGUGGAUCAAAACUCUGGGUGUAAUCUCAAAGAGCCUCCUUUUACAUUCAUCCUUAACAUUCUGCAGGUGGUUUGGCUAAUUUGAAACUCAAAAGGAAGAGCAUAUCGCAGUUCUAGGAGCCAGCUCUGCAGAGAAUGGAAAGAAAAUGUCACCAUUCUGAUGGGAUGUGCCGUCACCAAAACUUUUAGUCUCCUGGAGGACCAGGAGUCUGGAAUCUUAUCCUGUUGAGUCUUAAAUAUUCUGGGGAGUCUAUUUUUGUCAUGUUUGAACAGAAUCAGUUAUCUGUCAGGCUCACUGAGCAACAGGUCCAUGGGAUGGUGUGGUGCUUAUGUCAGACAUGGCCAAAUAACUUUGGUCUUCGUAAAGGACCCCUCUCAGCAACUGCACCGGUUCCGAGGACACGUGGGGGAAUGCUAUGGUGGUAUGCUUGGUCAAAGGCCCCAAACCUCCAGCAUGCUAAGAAUAAGCAUGCUUGAGGGAAGAUUAGCUUAGAAUCAUAUAGUUGGAAAGGACCUUUGAGGUCAUCUAAUUCAAUCCCUACUCAGUGCUGGAUGCAACUACAGCACCCCUGGCAGAUAGUCAUCCAGCUCUGCUUAAAUACCUUCGGUAAAGGACAGUCCACCACAGUCUGUUCCACUAUGAAAAAGCUCUGUUAGAUAUUUUCUCCUGAAGUCAAGCUGAAAUUUGCUUCCUUGCCUUCUCUGCCCAUUGUUUCUCACCUCUUUGCCAUACUAUUUUUCCAUGUGCAAAGAACUUGUGACAGCAUUAAAUCUUGCCAUUGUCUUACCCUCCA
This is a messenger RNA of Podarcis muralis (Common wall lizard), 2191 nucleotides long. RefSeq names its product trophoblast glycoprotein-like. The record is from RefSeq and is a predicted model, not a curated record. Gene Ontology annotation, molecular function: protein binding. Gene Ontology annotation, biological process: negative regulation of canonical Wnt signaling pathway. NCBI's taxonomy places the organism in Eukaryota, Metazoa, Chordata, Lepidosauria, Squamata, Lacertidae. Gene Ontology annotation, cellular component: plasma membrane.